Molecule: messenger RNA, 5161 nt
Organism: Corvus hawaiiensis (hawaiian crow)
Lineage: Eukaryota; Metazoa; Chordata; Aves; Passeriformes; Corvidae
Product: heme-binding protein 2-like
Exons: 5
Coding region: 1233-1937 (234 amino acids)
Source: RefSeq, a predicted model, not a curated record
CCAGGAGCUGGGCUGGGAUGAUCCCUGUGGAUCACUGAAACCAUGACUUAAGAAAACACAACCGUCCUUGUCCCUCUGCUGCCUGCCAGCCUGGCCCUGUGCAGGUGGAGCUCUCCAGACUGGGACAACACAAAGCACAGAAUCACAAACUGGAGGAUAAAACUCCCCAAAGGACUUUAAUCAGUUGUAAUCCCCAUCCUCUGCCUUAACAUGGAAUGAAAAAAACCAUACCCCCACCCCCCCCACACUUAUUGAUAAAGUAAUCUAAAAAUAGAGUUAACUUUUCUAGAGUCCUGAAAGCUUUCCUAAUUGUUGGAAAAUUCAGUGCUGAACUCCAAUCUACUUUUAUUUUUCCCUCAGCCUCCAAAGAGAUCAAUUUUACCUGUCAGUUAUUAGUCACAUUUUAAACGUUUCCCAGCAAUAUAUUUCAAAGAAAAAGAAAUGUUUACACUUAACUACAGUGUAGCUUUCUCCCUUUUAUUUUUUUUCCUCCCCUUUGUUUAAGGACCUUUACUAUUCCAAAUAGUCUUAAGGCUAAAGCCCUGGACUGGAUGCCAGGAGAUGGAGGUUUGAUUCCCAGCUCAGCUACAGAUUUACUAAGUGACCUCGGCCAAGUUAAUUCUACUGCAUCUUAAUUCUCCUCUUCUCUCAAACAUGGAUAAUACUCUCUUCUCCCAUCUUCCUGCCUCGUCCACUGAGACCCUGAGGCACUUCAAACUCCCAGAAAAAGGGCCCUGGGAGCUGAAACUCAUCCUUUUCCUGCAUGUCCAGUACAUACCAUGAGGCAGCAGGGCAGGAGUUCACAUCCAGACUGUCAAACACUGCACGUAAAAUUGAGUCUGUAAUCCUCUAAGCACACAAAUACCUUAUCACUUCAGCUUCAGAAGGCAAGGGAGCAACUCUUGUGGAGGAAAGACUUUCCAUUCCUAAGACUGACCUUCUAUCCAGUUUCCAAGCCUGUCUGUCAGGGAUCAACUCCUAAGCAGAAUUUAUUUAUGACCUUCAGCGCGAAUUGAUGUCAGGGCAACCACAGUUACAAACACACCUUUAGACAUUAAACAUCCUUUGGAAAUCGAUUCCCACUGCAGUAUUUCCUUGAGCCUGUGAACAAGAGCAGCCAACCCAAACUUAUUUCACGUGGAUACACACCUGAAUCCAGCAGCAAAAGAGUUGCUGGAACUGGGAAUGUCCCCUGCACAGAGGCAGGAAAUGGGGCACAGCCAAAGCUUUCCAUGGACGCUUGGGAAGCUGCAAGCACAGGGAAUGGGAGAGGAAAACCUGCUCCUAACAGCACCGGGGCAGAACCCAGCCUCAAGCCUCAGGUGGCAAUGUGUGGUUCUGUUGCAGACAUGGCAGAGCCCAUCCAGCAGCUGACCAGGAAUAACAACCCUCAGGAGAGACAGAGCAUCCCCUUCACCCUGAUCCAGCGCAAGGAGAAGCUGGGAGAUCUGCUCUAUGAGAAAAGGCAGUAUGGGAAAGCCAAGUGGGCUUGUAUAAAGAUGAAAGAGAAGCAGUACGAACAGAGCAUCUGCCUGGGGUUCAUGAAGCUCAUGAGGUACAUCUGUGAGCAGAACUCCUCAGGGCUGUACCUGGGGAUCACGGUCCCCAUCGUGACCAUCGUGCACACCAACGAGGCGCUGUCGGCGAUGACACAGGCGGUGACAGUGGCCUAUUACCUGCCCGAGGUGCUGCAGGACGAGCCCCCACACCCCUUCGACUCCGACAUCAUCAUCGAGGAGUGGCCUGCCACCAUUGUCUACAGCAGGAGCUUCCGAGGGAUCACCAACGAAGACUCGAUCAUGAGAGAGAUCAACCUGCUGGCAGCCAUCCUGGAGAGCCCCGAGCUGUGCCUGCGGGACACGUUCAUCAUCGCCGGCUACACCAACCCGGCCGCCGCCAACCGCCACAACGAGAUCUGGUUCCUGCAGCGGCCCUGAGCUCCUGCAGCGGCCCUGAGCUCCUGCAGCGGCCCUGAGCUCCUGCUGCUGCCCCGCCGAGCUCCUGCUGCUGCCCCGCCGAGCUCCUGCUGCUGCCCCGCCGAGCUCCUGCUGCGGCCCUGAGCUCCUGCAGCGGCCCUGAGCUCCUGCUGCCGCCCCGCCGAGCUCCUGCUGCCGCCCCGCCGAGCUCCUGCUGCCGCCCCGCCGAGCUCCUGCCGCGGCCCCGAGCUCCUGCUGCCGCCCCGCCGAGCUCCUGCUGCGGCCCCGCCGAGCUCCUGCUGCCGCCCCGCCGAGCCCCUGCUGCCGCCCCGCCGAGCCUCCUCCCCGCCGCCUCCCCGGGGAGCCGGCGCAGCCCUGUCCCCCCUCCCAGCUCAGCAAAGGGGCUCUCAGCUGGCUGAGGGAGAACCGGCCCAGCCCAGCCCCAGCCCGAGGUCACGCCCCACACACAGAUCCCUACGGCAACUCUGACAGCUUUUACACAAAUUUAAUGGAGGGUUUGAGCACUUUAAAAGUUAGUUCAUCUUAUCCUUUUAUUUUUUUUACAAGGUAAGGGAGGCAGAGACCUCUCCCUUCAUCCAUUUUUUGGCAUCCCUAGCCUGCUUGUGGCUCAGGAUGGUCCCUGGGGACAUCCUGGAGCGCUAGCCUGCUCUGGUGCUGCACAAAGACCCCGCUGGGGCUUUUAGUGGGACAUACCAAACCCACCCCACACAGGCAGAGAAAGAAUGUCCAGGUCUUAGUUCCUGAAGAGAACUACCAGAUCUAUCCCAUUGGGAUUAAAGCACGGAGCAAGAACAGGCCAGUGCUGACAGCUGUGGCACAGAGAGCCCCAGUGCUUACCUCAGAAAGCUCCCAACCAAAGCACCCCGAGUCUGGAGAAGAGACCAAAAAGGCACCACAGCCCCACUGCUCGUUCAAGUGUUGACAGCAAAAUUACGGGUUACCUUCACCACACCCCCCAGGAACCCCAUGACUGCCUCUGGCUUUCCUAAGGACACACUGGUUACUUUUAACUCCAGCUUUCUGAACAGUUUAUCCUCACAGCUCUGCUGGAUGUUGAAACACUGCAGCUGGAGUAAACUGUUCAGAACUUCUGACGCUGCUCUGGCAGCCCCACGCUAUUAAUGGGAUAAACGACACAAAUACAGAGAAAAUCCCAGCCAGGAGUGACCUCGGGCAGCCACCUCUGCUGAGGGCAGGGCCAGGCAGAGCUGGCUGCUCCAGGCACCACAGCCAGGCUGGAGCAUCCCCAGGGAUGGGAGCCCACAGCCCCUCUGGGCCCUGUCCCAGUGUCUGACCACCCUCACUGUGAGAGUUUCUUCUUCUUCUAUCAAUCUGUUGUUUGUUUUGCCCCUCACCCCUAUGAUAACCCUUCAGCUGCCAGCCUGGCUCGCUGCAGAGGCUGAGCUCCCACAUUGCAGAGCCCCCAGAAGGUCUGGGAGCAGCAUUCCCGCUGCUCCACAGAGCCCAAAAGCACCUACUGCACUUUAGAAUCAGGGUAGCAAACAAUUCUGCUCUCCAAAAUCCCUCCCUAAUGUCUCCCCUUACUGAUAAGAGGGUAGAGCUUAUUCUUGAUAGAAGUGAAUGUCUUUUUAUAUAAAAUUCACUGAGUACAUCACCAGCAUUAUUUAUUGAUUACAGGAUUUAGGGUUUCAACAGAGCUUCUGUGCUCUUUAAUUACAACACAGACCAGCAAGCAGAGCCAGUGGCUGCUAACUCACAGCAGGGUGAAAAAAUAACUCCAGAAAUGGAUUUGUGGAGGGCUUCUGAAAGAACCUGAAGCCUCCUGGUCCCACAGGGCUCUGUGCUCAAUCCAAAACCUCUCCCUGAGCAGCAGGAUCACAGUGGUCCUGGUUUAAGUGGGACCAAGGUGCCCUCUGGUGCCUGCUGGGCAUGGAGAUUCCUUGGGAAGCAGCAAGGAGAGGGGAAAAAGGAAAUAGAAAAUAAGAGAGAGACACAAAAACCUUCGUUUUAACACAAACCACGAAUCUUUAUGGGCAGGGAAAAAAACCCACCCAAAUCAACUAAAAUGCAAUACAGUGUCACCGCCUGGGAAAAGGAAAAUUAAAAAUGCCAGCCAGCAUUAAACUAAAAGCUCUUAAAUAGAGAAAAACAGUAAAAAUAUUCUAAAACCUGAGGUGAAUAGAGGGCCCAAGGAGGCAUUAAAUAAAAGGUUUUGUUCUCAUAUCCUCCCCCAGAUUUUUAUAAGAGCAAACAAAAGUAAUUUUCACCUUUGACAAGAUUUUAUGGCAAAUUAAAGACGUUUCUGCCAUCUGAUUGCUUUUGCCAGUUAGAGAAAUUCUCGUAAUGCUUUGGCACAACAGACGUUGGAUAGCUCCUGCAAGCAGUGAAAUCCUCACCACAGAGCACCAGCUUGUCCAUCACUUCCAUUUUGGCCCUCUCCUGCAAAAGCAUUGCUGUGUCUCACGUCCCUGUCCAUAGGCAGCCCGACCCUCCUGAGACUCAGCUCGCCGUGGGGGACGUUCCAGAGACGUCCCUGAAGCACGAGCAGAGCUCUCUGAGUGUGCUGAUAGCCACCCACAGCCCGCUGCUCCCUGCUGUUCAUGGCAAACUGUGAAUUCCAACAUAGCUUUUGUUUCUUUUGACUCCUGUUAGAUGGCUUCUGCUGCUGAGACAAAAACUACUUCAGCUCCAGUUUGGAGAUACACUUCAUGGCUUGGUACCAACAGCUGUCACUGGCCCUCACCAGCACAGGGACCACCAGCUCCAGUGUUUAGCUGACACUCAAUACAGUUUAUUUGGUUGUAACACCAGUGAAUGCCAAGCAAACACCACUCUUACUCAGAUCUGAGAACAUCAUGUCAAGCAGGAUGACCUAGAACAGGUAUUUUGUUAUCCAUCCGUAGCUCUGCUUUGGGAGCCACUCAUGGAUUUUCAGUUUUGAUGGGAAGUUAUUAGGCUUCCACUCAUGAAAGGAGGUAAUAAAACAGCAUUCACCCCUGUUUUUGGAAGAUUAAAUGAUGUAGCCUUAACAGGUAAGUGUUAUCCUGCAUACUGUGUAUUUUCCAAACAAGAGUUAGUGCCUAAAAAGUUUAUUCCAGCUAUUGUGAUACUCAGGGCCUUGCUUAUUGUAUGUAAAGACAUCUCAACAGAGCUCCUCUGGCAUUGUUGCGCUGUGCUGUUUGAUGCUGUCCUUCGUUCUCACUGAAACGUUGUCUUGUUUACUGGUACUGUUUGUCACAAUUAAAGAGAAUGAUUCUACUGUG